CGUCCCCUUACUCGGAUGAAAGUGAAAGUAACUUCGUUCCAAAAGCUCCCGUCUGGUUUUCAGUUAAACGACCAGGGACAUCGCCUUCAAGAGGAGCGUGUGCGAUAAAUCAACAUGGCCUCAAAUGGUGUCCUUCUUUGGCUCAUGUUCAGCCUCAUCAGCAUAGGAAAUACAGCUUUAAUAAAUGUGGAAUGCAGGGCUGAACAUGUCGGGAAGUAUGGCCAGCACUCAUUGCUGCAGUGUGUUUACAAACCCUCACAAGAUGCAGAGGACGCACAACUCGACUGGGUCGAAUGGAAAAAAGAUGAACAGCAAAUACUGUUUAUUCGCCUUGAAAAAACUGUUGCAGUUCCAGGCUUUUCACUUGCUGAGCCGUCCGGGAAUGCCGCAAAUCGGAACGUCUCCCUGCUAAUUACCAACACUUCUGUAAAGCACCAGGGGGAAUAUACAUGUGGAGUGGGGACAGACAGUGGUGAUGGACUCGGAUACACCAGCCUUAGAGUUACAGCCAAGUACAACAAACCAGCUGUGAAAUUCGACCCUAAGACAAGAACCCUGAUAUGCGAGUCCGACAGUGGCUAUCCAAAAGGUCAUCUUCGCUGGUUUGAUGAGAACAGAACAGAGUGGACCAAAAGCUCUAAAAUGGAGGCCCUGGAGACCGAAAGUGGUCUGUUUAACCUCUCCAGUCAUCUGACUUUGCUGACCGGUUCUACUUUCUCCACCUACACUUGCUUGGUGUUUAAUGCCAGUGGAGGCAAAGAGGAAGAGGGCACAUAUACAUUUGACGCAACACAAGAAGCACAAGACCAGGAGAAAGGGGUGAAUCAAGCAACCAAAAUAGUCGCUCCCCUGCUGGUCAUCGGAUCCCUGAUCAUAGGGUUGCUGCUGCUGUCACUGCUGCUGUAUAAAAGGCGAUCUCAACUGGCCCGGAGGUUCUCUACACGGCCCAUUAUGAGUUACCCUCAACCGGUCAGCACAACUGAGCCAAAUGAUGAGAAAGGAGAGGAUCAAUCACACAAAGACAGCCAGGCCUGAGAAGACACUGCAUGUCACAUAGAAUGUGGCAUUUUACUGGCAAUCUUUGAAAUCAGCACUUCCUUGUUUUUCUAAUCUCGAGUAUAUCGUUGUGUUUUCCUUACUUCAAAUACUAUAACCAGGAUGACCUUGUACAACUGUGAUUUCUCAGAGGAUCUGUUAAUGCUUUAUUUACCUUAGCUAAAUAAGUGAACACUCAAAUCAAUUCUAAACCUAAAGAGAGAUCUGGAUAUAUUUGGAUCAGUGACGGACAACAAAAAGGCAUGGGAUCGUGUAAAAGGCCAGGGAGAAAGCUACGUGUAAAAUCCCCAGGAAGUAAAAACUUCGUCUCUGACGGAGUUUUGGUUAAUAGAGGGAAUUUUUCUAAAUCGUGCCCGCUGUCAAUGUAGCCUUUGGCAGCUCGCCAGGACUGGAACUUUUUUCUCUUUCAUUUGUGAAGUGUGUGUGUGUGUGUGUGUGUGUGUGUGUGUGUGUGUGUGUGUGUGUGUGUGUGUGUGUGUGUGUGUGUGUGUGUGUGUGUGUGUGUGUACACAACAAAAAGAAGGCACUGUUUAUGUGUCUGAGAUUUUAUUUUAUUUUUCUACAUUCAUGUCUUGAUACAUUUGCAUUUGUUGUUGACAACAAGAAGUUAGAAAAUAUAAUGUAUGUUUUUUACGGUCAAAAAACUAAAAUGUCAAAAGCAGAAAUGAGCCAGCUGAUCUUAGUUAUAUUGACCUUGACUUACCUUUAAAUCCAAUUUUACCCCCCGCUGCUGAGGUAAAUUCAGGCCCAGCCAAUUUCAUAUCCUUAUUCCAACCACGAAUACAGAUCACUAGAAAAGUGUUGGUUGCGCUUCCCCAUGUCACAUGAUUUGCACUUAACACUUAUUUAGUCUAUUCCAUAGUGUGUUGUGCAUAUAAACCAAAAAUGUCUGUUGACGUUCCUCUUUAUUGUCGGUCAUGAGGAUGUUGUAUAACUUUUGGCAGCAAUGUGGAAGUUUUCUCACAAUGGACACAUAUCUUUUCAUCUAAAUCCUCUUCUUGGCUUCAUUCUUUAAUCUGAUACCGGCUCUCAUUCAUGCGACAAUAUUUUCAGGGAACGUGGUUUUUGUUCUGAGCCUUGCUCUGUAAUGAAGCAGCUCCCUAUGGUUCAUAAAUGCUUUGUUCUAAUUGUAGAUAACGGCAUUUAUCAUUACGUAUUUGAUAGGAAAAAUGAAUGGUAUUGUAGAAUGUUUUUAUCAGUCUGUAAAUAUUGUUAUUCUGUGUGUCUGUGUGUUUAUUAGUUUUUCCACAACUUCAUGCUACAGGAACGCACUCGUAUCACUCGUACUCCAUUCAGUCCAGACAAUCAUAGGACUUACUUUUAACUGAAUUGUUUCAGGGUUAACAUGUUUAUGUUGUUGUGAAACAUUCAUUAAAGAUCAUGUCAAAUAAAAAAAUUAAAUGAA
This is a messenger RNA of Eleginops maclovinus (Patagonian blennie), 2461 nucleotides long. RefSeq lists its product as uncharacterized. Gene Ontology annotation, biological process: immune response; cell surface receptor signaling pathway; T cell costimulation. Gene Ontology annotation, cellular component: external side of plasma membrane. The transcript has 9 exons. The record is from RefSeq and is a predicted model, not a curated record. NCBI's taxonomy places the organism in Eukaryota, Metazoa, Chordata, Actinopteri, Perciformes, Eleginopidae. Bases 115 to 1035 code for a protein of 306 amino acids.